AUGGACUCUCCGAUGACGAGUAGCGGUGGAAUUUCUCCUGAAGCUAUCGAGACUGUCAAGCUGGAGGCCAGAAAAGAAGGCAUCUUUGCAGGACUUACUUCCGGGUUAGCUUCAGGCGAGAAUCUUUGUCAAUCUAGUUAUGAAUUGAGCGGUGUUCUUUCUGGGGUUUUGUUCACCCAGGCUUUCCGAGAUACUGCAAUGGCCAAGUUACGUGCUGAAGAAGCACGGUUGCGGUCACAACCUAAAAUAGGGUCGGAAAUGCAGACUGAGAAUCCUUCAGAUCCUUCAGUGUAG
This is a messenger RNA of Psilocybe cubensis, 294 nucleotides long. RefSeq lists its product as uncharacterized. The coding region runs from base 1 to 294 and encodes 97 amino acids. The record is from RefSeq and is a predicted model, not a curated record. NCBI's taxonomy places the organism in Eukaryota, Fungi, Basidiomycota, Agaricomycetes, Agaricales, Agrocybaceae. The transcript is spliced from 4 exons.